Messenger RNA from Callorhinus ursinus (northern fur seal), 6196 nucleotides. RefSeq names its product ribosomal RNA processing 8 (gene RRP8). NCBI's taxonomy places the organism in Eukaryota, Metazoa, Chordata, Mammalia, Carnivora, Otariidae. Gene Ontology annotation, molecular function: methyltransferase activity. Gene Ontology annotation, biological process: cellular response to glucose starvation; regulation of transcription by glucose; rDNA heterochromatin formation. The record is from RefSeq and is a predicted model, not a curated record. Gene Ontology annotation, cellular component: nucleolus; chromatin silencing complex; rDNA heterochromatin.
CGGCUCAGUUCCGGCGGCUCCGGGGACUCGGUUCACUAGAGACGUGCCCUGCAUGUGGACGGGUUGUGUGGACUCCGCGACUUCACCCACCCCACCUGCAUGUUUGAGGAGCCGGAGUGGGCCGAGGAGGCCCCAGUAGCCGCGGGUCUCCCGCCUGGAACCUCGCGGCCUCGGCCCGCCUCAGCCUCGCAAAUCAAAGGCUCCAAGCAUCGUCAGCUCUUGGCCACAUUACGGGCCCUAGAGGCAGCAUCUCUUCCCCAGCAACCUCCUAGCCUGCCUGGCAGUGACUCUGAGGAGGAUGUGGUGGAAAGGAAGAAGAAACGCCCGAAAAAGGCCUCAUCUACCACUGCCUCUAUUGAAAUAGAGAAGAAGAGGAAGAAGAAAUGUCAACAACAGGGCCCACCUGGCAGUGACUAUGAAGAAAAGGAAGUAAAAAGGAAGAAAAAGUGCCUCAAAGGGGUUCUCAGUGCCAGUGACUCUGCUGAAGAACAGAAAAGAAAGAGGAAAUGCCAGAAACAGGUCCCCUCAAACCCCGCCCAGCACCAGGACAGUGAAAACCAAACAGGUCCCAAAGCUUGGAAAAGUAGUGCGACAAAUGACCAAUCCAAGCCAAGUCCUGGGUCCACUUCUGCCAACCCCCCCCAAACCUUGAGUCGCAAGCAGUGGCGGAACCGGCAGAAGAACAAACGUAGACAUAAGAACAAGUUUCGGCCACCUCAGCCACCAGACCAGGCUCCAGCCACAGCCCCCAAAGAGGAGACAGAGAUGCCUCCUGCCCCCAGCCCAGAUAACCAUGAGGAUCGGGCAGGGGCUCUGCGAGCACGCAUGGCACAGCGGCUGGAUGGUGCCCGAUUUCGCUACCUCAAUGAACAGCUAUACUCAGGCCCCAGCAGUGCUGCACAGCGUCUCUUCCAUGAAGAUCCUGAGGCCUUUCUUCUCUAUCACCGCGGCUUCCAGAGCCAAGUCAAGAAGUGGCCACUACAGCCAGUGGACCGCAUCGCCAGGGAUCUUCGCCAGCGGCCUGCGUCCUUGGUGGUAGCUGACUUCGGCUGCGGGGACUGCCGCCUGGCUUCAAGUAUCCGGAACCCUGUGUACUGCUUUGACUUGGCCUCUCUGGACCCCAGGGUCACUGUGUGUGACAUGGCCCAGGUGCCUCUGGAGGAUGAGUCUGUGGAUGUGGCUGUGUUCUGCCUUUCACUGAUGGGAACCAACAUCAGGGACUUCCUAGAGGAGGCAAAUCGAGUGCUGAAGCAAGGGGGUCUCUUGAAAGUGGCUGAAGUCCGUAGCCGGUUUGAAGAUGUUCGGACCUUUCUGGGGGCUGUGACCAAACUGGGCUUCAAGGUCAUCUCCAAGGAUCUUACCAACAGCCACUUCUUCUUGUUUGACUUUGAAAAGACUGGGCCUCCUCGGGUAGGGCCCAAGGCUCAACUCACAGGCCUGAAGCUUCAGCCAUGUCUCUACAAGCGCAGGUGACCCCUGCGCCUGCCUUGAAAGGGAAUGCAAGUCUUGAACUCCAGGCUCAGAACUCUGAAGACUAUAUCCAGCCAGUCUCUGACCCGGGAACUGAUAACAUCACUUUCGCCGUCCUAAGACUAAAGUGUGAUGAAACCCCCUGGCUCAGCCCUGCUCUCAUGAAGCCUUCUUGUUUGUGAGAAGCAUAAAGUCAUUCAGACUAGCUAAAGAAUAAGGAGUUUAUUGUGAAAAUACAAGGGUAUCUGGGAAUUAUGGGUCCUCCAGAUGUGGGAACUAGCUGGUUUGGAAUUCAAGGCAUCUCUGGGUUUGGCUCCUCUUUCCAUCUAUUAGGAGUCACGUGGAGUUUCUGCCCUGGCAUCUCUACUCUUCUCAUCUCUGUCUGCUGAGAAAAUCUACAGCCAGGGCUGGGUGCAUAAGAGCUAUGGCUGUGAUGUGUUGUAAGCCUUACUAUUUUCUAAAGUCCUUUCCUAGGGAGGGUUGGAGGUCGAAGAGUGAAGAAUGGAUUUGUUGACUGAGGAAUACUCUGGGAGAGCUCAAGAUAGGCCUUUCAAUGGGCUUCAUUUCACAGGGUAUUUAGAGAUUGUUGAUAAAACUCUUGAGCUGUUCUUGGAGGAUCAUGGUAAGGGAGCUGGGUCCCUUCAUAAAUAACAACUGGUUGAUGCCAUGGUAGGCUGGGGGAUUGGGCUGUAUAUUGGCACAAGGGUCUGUUUGUUGUUUCCACCUUGCAGUGGGCCCAAAUCAGCAUGUCCUGGGAAAGCUACGGGCAAGGAAGGCUGGUGUUGGAAAAAGAUGAACUGGGAUGAUAGACCCUUGGCCUCUCCUGGAAGGUAUCUCCCAUGUCCAGGUAUAAAGAUGCAGCAUCUUACCUAUUUGGAAGGGCAGAAACUCAGAAUGCCCACUGGGACACAGCUUCCAGGGCUCUGAGCCAGUCAGAUGCCUCCAGUGAGGAGAUGGAGGUUUUGAGGUAGGCUGUAGGCCAGUGGGCAUGUUUGGAGGCUAGGCAGUGUACCGCAGUGUCUUCGCGUGUGUUCUGUCUGCUGAAUACUCGCCUGACUGACGAAGUCUCACUCAUCCUAGCUUAGUUGGUCCCUACUCCACCCCUCCUAAAGCAGAAUUAAUUCUUUAUCUGCAUUCUCCAAACUGCAUUGUAAUUGCUUUGUGCAUCAGGCUGCGGUCUUUCCAAGUCAUAUUUAUCUUUGUAUUCCCAGAGCUUGUCACUGAGGUGGUGGAAUAACAGGGUCUAGCUGGGUGGGGCUGAUGAGAACAGGGUAUUGGGAGGAACGCAGGCUCAGGGUACAAGAUGUGGGCACUGAGGACCAGAGACGAUGGAAGAAUAAGCAGAUAGGAGAACUUGAGCAGGUGGAACAGGUGGGAUUGUUGAGGGCUGUGAGAGAGGACUCUUCAGUGAGUCUGGUUUCUCACUUGAGCAACAGGUUGGGCUGGUGCUGCCGUUUAGAACGUUGGGUUGUAGGUACCUGUUCCGUGUUUGUUUGGAAGACGGACGUAAAUGUGCCAGGAGAGACCUGUGCUAGGAUUUGGGAAUCAGUAGUCUAGAGGUGGUCAUUCAAGUCAUGGGAAUAGAUAAGACAUCCAGAGUAAGGUAGUGAGAAGAGAAAAUGGCUCCGAAUAAAACUCUGAGGAGCAUUUGAUGGAUGGGCAAAGGCAAAUGGACCAGUCAAGGUGACAAGGUGAGAAUGUUGGGCCAGAAAUGGAGGAGUAAAACUGGGAGAAUGGAUGCUUUCAGUAUGGAAGGAAGGGAUGGGGAGGUUGUCAGCUGUCAAACGCUGUUGCAAGGUCUGUUAAAAUUUACAGUGCAGUCAGACUGCAGUGAGUGAAGGUUGCUGAAUACUCUUGAGGGCCUGUUUGAAUUUAGAGUGGUAUUAUUCAUGACUUUAUGGUUACACCAGCCAGCCCGGUGGUGUGGUUAUCUCUUCCUACUCAGGAAUCUAAAUGUAACUGUGGGGGAAAUGAACACUAAGGGAUCAUCCAGAGUUGGAAUCUUGCCAUGCAGUGGAAAUCAAAGGAGGCAUUUCACACCAUUCAGAAGUAAUUGAUCACUGCUGGAUCGUGCACUAUUGUAGAAGAGGUAGGAGAGUGAAGACAGAGAGGUAGGUUGUUGCACUGGGAAUCAUUAAACAAGCAACCUGGGCAGGUGAGAGGUGGUGGUCAGAAAUUGGAGUGCUUUAAUUACUAGUGUUGGAAGCAUAGCAGCUCCAAGCAAUGGCCGCGUCUAGAGUGAAGCCACAGGGGUUAGUGCCUGAGAGGCGUGUGAGAGAGGUUGCCCGUACGUUGGGUAAUGGACUGAGGGGUCGGGUAUUAUGGGGAGGUCUUGUCUGAAUGGACUCUGACAUUCUCCAGGGCGGUGGUAGAAAUUGGCAUGGAACAGGUGCCAGCCUCUCAAGGGAGGGUGCGGAUCCAGGAGAUCUGUAGACAGAGUGAUGGGGAAGCUAGAUGGCAUGAAUUUCAGAAGUGCAGGGGAUUUGGACUGCCUGCUAGAGAGACCUCCACUGUGGGAGUGAUGUGAGGCUGGUGAGCUGGCUGCUAGACAGCCAAGAUAAAAUACCCUCAUAGUCCUCUCCAGCUUCUCAGGAUUCACUGGGGAUUUCUGGAGAAAUGAUUAUUGCAGCAGCUGCACGGGACAGGAGCCUCCAGGGGUAAGGGGAGGCAGGCCACAAAGUCCAAGGAAAGUGUUGGGAGUAGCAGGCAUCUCGCUGUGGGACACACAUUACCUUUGAUAGCUCCCUAUCUCUGUUCUUUUGCAAAUGUUUAUAUCCCCUAGGUCCUGGUUAUCUUCCCUGUUUUUUUUAUUCUCAGCAGGUCAGCUGUGGUCUGCCUUUCUCCUUUUUUUGUCCUCCUCACUUAUAAUUUGGAUUCUUCCUAUGCCUAUUCUGGCUCCAUCCACCCAGGUAAAUAUCUCUCUGGGUUUGACUCAGGCCUUGGACUCCCCGUAACUCAGCCCAGUGCCAUUAGUGUCUCCAUCAGUUGCUCUGAUUCUGAAAGUGGGACUCCCCCCAAGCCUGCUCUGGGCCCUCCUGGCUCCAUCAUCAGCUUCAGGACAAACUCUUGGGCAAGCCCAAGCUCUUGGACUUCAGUGUUUAAUGCUGAGAGCUGAGGCUGGAGACGGAACAGUGUAUUUCCUUAGGAAAUAACUACAUGCCAGCUGCUCAAACAGCAACCUAGUUUAAAGAACAAUUUGAGAAGAGAUUAAAGGAAGGGCAAGAGUAGUAAGCGGUAGGUGGGAGGGGGUUGCUGUACCGUGCAAGGCAGUGCAUUAUAAUCACCCAGUGAUUAACGAGCCUUCACCCAGUUUCUGAUUCAGGAGAUCAGGCUAGGGUUUGAAAAGUUCUAUUCUGGUUGCUUUGGUUUCUCACAGUGAAGCAGGAAGCAGGGUUGAGAGAGUAGCGGGGAAGGGGUUGGAGUUUUGAGGCGAGGAGAGCAUAAACGCCCUUAUUAGAGUUAAGAGGGAAUGAACGAAUGAGGGAAAUGGAGUAUGAUUGCUGGUGGUAUUAAUAGUAUGCUUGAGGUUCAAGGUCAGAAAGAGGAUGCAUGGGGAGAGACAGUGUAGGAUCUCUGUAGAGAGCUUGCUGUUGUGAGACAGCACAGCUGGACUGUGAGGGCCCAACCCCCUCACCUCAGAUCUAACUGCGGACUCCACUGGGACCAUUCAGGAAGCUUGAGGUAUUUAUAUUCCUAUGGCCGAGGACUGGAGUCUUGACUUCCGCCCUGGGAAUGUAGAGGGCAAGCAGAGGCUCACUAACUGUCUCAGUGGUGAAGCCGGGGGAGUGCCGCUGCUUUUGCAUUGGCCUGCAUUCCCACACUUUGCUGUGGCAAUUGAGGCAUGUGUGUAUCCUGUGCAUCUUGCAGGAGAGAAGGAAGCGUGGGAUGGUCUUGGGUCCUUUCCAGUAGGACCAUUUGAGGAAGCAAGGAGACCUCAGCACAGAGCAGCUAGGAGUGUGCCAUGCGGGCUGAGGAGGGAAUUGCAGGAGACCACCCACCAAAGCGGCAUCCACCAGGGUCAAGGGGGCAGCUGGGAUGUCCCCGUUAAAUAUCUUUCAGGCCCACAGGGCACAGAACCACCCAGUCCAGCAAGAACCUUCUUUCCUUUCUUACCCACUUAUUUCUGUGCAGCUGGACCCAGAGCAGUCAGCAGCUGUUAGGUAAAUUGGAGGUAAGAAGAGCAGAGAGCAUACAGAUUGUUCUUCCCCUCCCCAGCUCAGGCUCCUUGAGACUAGACGUAAGUGGGGCAGGGCUGGGAGGUGAACGUAGCUAAAGCUACAGUAGGUGCAGAUUAUUUAUUGUUACAUAGGGUUAGACAUUCUAAUUGCUUGAGCUCUUAAGACCGUUAACUAAGAAUGAGCUGAAAAGUCACAGGCUUGCUGCAGCUUCUUCUCUCCACAGCAGGGAACAGUGCCAACAAAGGAGAAAAGUUUGGAGGGGUGGUAAGAAUAAGGUUGGGUUUGGAUGGCAGCCUGUGCCUUGUGCUUGUUCAGCGUGCUUUGAGAUGUUUCUUGCUGCUGCAGUUGUUGGUGUGCUCCCGCUUUUGUUCCUGUAACACAGUCCUGCGGGAACACCGUUCCAAAGGAAACAACAUGAUCUUGGCAGAGACACAGCUCAGCUCCAAACACUCAAGCAUUUACAUAAUUGCACAAAGCCCUUCACAGCUUUUCACAGACACAGACCUGCAAUUAGAGCUCUCUAUCCACAGGUCGUCCUCCUUCCCAGG